AUGGUCGCAUAUAGCUUCCGUCACAUAGCGACAAGGUCUCGCGCUAUAAACCUUCACAACACACCACCAUACUUUGUUCACCAGCAACACCACUAUUCCACAGGCAUCUCAAAUACAGCUACAUUCAAUCGUCGGGGUCUUCCUCGGCUAGCGGUGGUUAGCUCCAGACUAUCUCUUCUACAAAUAACUAACAACAAUAAUAUUGGUGGUCACCGCCAUCGUACACUAAUAACCUCUUCGGGUUCACAAUUAUUGGCUGGUCAAAAAUAUCAUCGCCCUAAGAUACUACAUCACAGCCACGAAAAUGGUUCAGGAAUAGCAAAUCCACAGCUACAACAAGCUCGUUCAAUAAGUUUUACGACCAUACCGCGAUUUAUAUAUCAUGCUAUGCGGAUACCUGUCGCGGGAGUUACAGCCGGAGCUGCUGGCUUGACAUAUGCUAACUAUAAGAUUGGGGACCUGGCAAACAAGAGUCAAAACUGGUUGAACUCGGUAACGGAUAGCGUGAAGUCAAUGUUUAGCACAGUAGGCUCCGGAUUCGACUUUGAACUGCCAAAACUUGAUAUCGAAUUUCAGUUGCCAGAGUUUUUGUCAAAUUUUCUCAAUAAUGCUAGCCCAAGUAGUGAUAGUGGUAAUAGUAUGACACAUAAUAGUCAGCAUCAAAUGGAAUCAGCUCGACCACGAUUUAUCAAAAAGGAGGAUGAAAAUUCUAAUGGAAGUGGUCAUUCAGACGCAGCUGAUGGUAAGGAAGACGACGAGGAUUCGGAGAUAAAUACACCGUUGAGGCGGCCAGGCGGUGCUCAAGACGACCAAUUCAUGCUUCUUACGAGAAAGUUGAUUGAAGUUCGUAAUAUCUUAAUGAGUAUAGAUCAUAAUGAAACAUUAAAGUUACCGAGCAUUGUGGUGAUUGGGAGUCAGAGUUCGGGGAAGAGUUCGGUCCUGGAAGCUAUUGUUGGCCAUGAGUUUCUACCAAAAGGCUCAAAUAUGGUUACACGGCGACCAAUAGAACUGACUUUGAUACACACGCCAAAAACCAAGGAGGAAUACGGCGAAUUUCCUCAACUUGGCCUUGGCAAAAUCUACGACUUUAAGCAUGUCCAACAGACACUUCGAGAUUUGAAUUUAGCUGUACCCGAGUCUGAAUGUGUAUCAAACAAACCAAUUGAGUUGCGAAUUUAUUCUCCAAAUGUUCCCGAUUUGACAUUGAUCGAUUUACCUGGAUACAUUCAAGUUAAUAACAAACACCAACCAGAGACACUAAAAGACAAAAUUGUCGAACUCUGCGAGCAGUACAUUAAAGAACCCAAUAUAAUAUUGGCAGUAUGUAGUGCAGACGUGGAUUUGGCAAACUCUGAGGCGUUGAAAGCCGGACGAAAAGUUGAUCCGUUGGGCCUGCGUACUAUUGGGGUAAUUACAAAAAUGGAUCUUGUUGAACCAGAAGUCGGUGCUAGUAUCUUGCGAAAUACAGAUUAUCCUUUGCAUUUGGGUUAUAUUGGUGUUGUGUGCAAAUUAAAAAACAACAAUAUUAACAAUACAAGCGGUCAAAAGAACAUUACGUCUGCUUUAAUGCGUAAUGAAGAACAAUUUUUUAGAAGCAAUUACGUUUAUAGUCAACGUGGUAUUGAAGUGGGAACUGGGACUCUUCGUAGAAAGUUGAUGGAGGUUCUGGAGGAAAGUAUGGCAAAGUCAUUGUUUUCUAUUGUGGGUGCUGUGCAGUCUGAAUUAGAAGAGGCUCGAUAUCAAUUCAAAGUGCAGUAUAAUGAUAGGCGUAUUACAGCAGAAUCAUAUGUUGCAGAGACAAUUGAUAGUAUUAAACAUAAUUUCAAAGACUUUGCACAUUCAUUUGGUAAACCACAAGUGCGCCACGAAGUUCGCACAAUGUUAGAACAACGUGUCAUGGAUCUCUGUGCCGAAUUAUACUGGACUGAUUCAAAGAUCAGUGAACUACCCAAAGUAUCAGCAGAUGAUUUAUACUGGCAAUACAAGCUUGAUAUGUGCUCCGCUGCUUUGACAAAGAGCGGGAUCGGACGAACGAGUACACAGCUUGUUGUUGACGUGUUAAUGGCGAAUAUGGAACGAUUGGCUGAAAUGGAUCCUUUAAGCAAUCAUCCAGAGACUAGUCGUCAAGUGCUAAAUUUUAGUAACGAGAUUUUACGAAACAAGUUCCAUACAACAGCUGACCAGGUCGAGAAUUGCGUAAAGCCUUAUAAAUAUGAGGUCGAAUGUUCCGAACAAGAAUGGGCUGAAGGUGUUAAGAGAUCGAUUAGUUUGGUCGAAAAAGAAAUAGAGUAUUGUGAAAAAGCUUUGGCAAAUAUCAAAAAUUCUGUUAAUAAAAGAAAAUUGAAGGCAGCAAUAAAAUAUAUUUUAGACACAGAGAAAGAGCAAAAGGAGCGCGUUGCAAAGGCCCAUAUUACCGAUGAAACAACAGAAAAUAACGAAGAUUUAAUGAAAAUAACACCACCAUCAUCAUCGAUGAUUUCCUCAGCCAACGAAGAGAAUGAAAUCACAGAACCACAUCGUCUCUAUUUCAAUCAACGAAUCCUCGAAAAAGCUCGCGAAUCCAUAUUCUUACGUGACCGUUCGAUCAUAUUAAAGUAUCGUUUAGCUGCACUCAAGUCUCGCCAAUGUAAAUCCCCCGAAAAUAAACAGUAUUGUCCGGAAGCCUUUCUCAAUAUGGUCGCUGAAAAACUUACGUACACCGCAGUGAUGUUUAUUCAAGUGGAAUUGUUGAACGAAUUUUUCUUUCAGUUCCCACGGGAGGUUGAUAAUCGACUGGUGUAUGAUCUGGAUAGGAAGCAAAUUUUAGCAUUUGCUAAGGAAAAUCCGCAUAUAAGGAAGCAUUUAGAAUUGCAGGAAAGGAAACGAAAGUUAGAAGAAGUGAAAACAAUUGCUGUCACAAGGCAUAGUGAAAUACCGCAAUCAAUAAUACCAACGUUUCAUAAUAAAUUAACAAAUUUGACCUUAUCCUCGUCAUCAUCACCUUUGAAAGCCUCGUCAUUCAUCUCGCGACGUCAUUACAUAACAACAGAUCAAAACCAACCACCAAAAGAAACCUCGAAAACUGAUGAAGCAACUAUACGCGCAAGGAACGCGAUCGGGCCGACAACAUGGCGAAGUUUAGGGCUGUUUAUACUUACGGGUAUCGGACUAUUAUUUUAUUUCAAGAGUGAAAAAGAGAAGAUGAUUAAAAAAAGUAUGUUGGAAUUAAACCUUAUCGAAUAUUUGCUUAUCUCUGCAAUUUUCCUAUUAUUAUUAAUCAACCAACCAAUCGCCACAGAAAGAGAAGAAUCACAAAAAUCAUUCGGAAAACCAAAAAUCGGUGGGCCGUUCGAAUUAUUAGAUCAAGAUGGCAACGUGACUGACGAGAGUAUUCUAAAGAGUCACUUUUCACUGAUUUAUUUCGGGUUCACUAAUUGUCCGGACAUAUGUCCCGAGGAGUUGGAUAAGAUGACACUUGUGAUCGAUAAUUUAAGCAAUAAUAAUCGAGAUAUUUUUAUAGAGAAAGAUCCGGAGAUAGGAAACGUUAUUACACCAAUAUUCAUUUCUGUUGACCCACAACGUGAUAGUGUUGAAUCUGUUCGCGAGUAUCUUAAAGAUUUCCACCCAGAUUUCAUCGGACUAACAGGCACCUAUGACCAGGUAGCAAAAGUUGCGAAAGCAUACCGCGUCUACUUUAGUCGUCCGCCACAAGUCAAAGAAGGCGAAGACUAUUUAGUCGAUCACUCGAUAUUCUUUUACUUGAUGGAUCCGAACGGCGAGUUUGUGGCUGUUUAUGGGAAACAAGCGACCGCCGAUGAAAUUACCGAGGGGAUUAAAGGACAUAUUAGGGAAUUUUUGAAGAGUAAUGUUUCGCGUAAUUUUUCUCCUUCACCUAUGGUUGAAAACAAAGUUUUAAUUCUCGAUAAUGGUGCUAGCGCAAUCAAAGCUGGCUACGCUGGUUUACCUGAAACUUUAAGGCUCUUCCCAAACUGCAAGCUAACCCGCUCGAAAGGCGACCGAAAAAAUUUCAUUGCAGACCAACUGUCUUUCUGUGAAGAUUUUUCCGGCGUUCAGUAUAGGCUCCCAUUUGAAAAAGGAUUUUUGACAAAUUGGGAAGUUGAAAAAGCUAUCUGGGAUCGAAUAUUUUCGGCAGAAGUGUUAAAGUGUGAUCCGUCUUCCACAAGCUUACUUGUCACAGAGCCAUGCUUCAAUUUACCAAAUAUUCAAAAGACAUACGAUGAAAUGAUUUUUGAGGUCUAUGAAUUCAAAUCUGCGUGUCGUGUAAUUGCGCCAUGGCUCUGUAUCCAAAACGACACUGGUAGCUUAUGCGACGGCACUCUUCACGAAGAACAGCCGGAUUGCGUUCUAGUCGUCGAUUCUGGGUAUUCGUUCACGCACAUAGUACCAUUUGUGAUGGGGAGGCCUAUUUUCCCUGCUAUUCGAAGAAUAAAUAUCGGCGGCAAACUUUUGACAAAUCAUCUCAAAGAAUUAGUGUCUUUUAGAUAUUGGGAUAUGAUGGAUCAAACAUACGUGAUGAACGAAGUUAAAGAAACCUGUUGUUAUGUCUCGCAAGAUUUUCUUGGAGAUCUUGAAAUUUGUAGGAAGAAUAUGAGAGAUAAUCCAAUACUUCGAGAAUAUGUGCUACCUGAUUUUUCAAGAAACAAGAAAGGGUUCAUCCGACCCAAAAAAUUACGCGAAAGUAAUGCCGCGAAUUCCGCCAUAGCGCCAUCCUCUUCAUUAUCAACAACAAACAUAAUCCUACCAGAAGAACAAGCAUUAUUCAUGAACAAUGAACGAUUUUCUGUUCCAGAGCUACUGUUCAACCCUUCUGAUAUCGGUAUGAACCAGGCAGGCAUCCCAGAAGUUAUCGUUGAAGCUAUAAAUGCUACUCAUCCAGGUAAAAUACGAAUUGGUGAUUUGCAGAAUAAAUAUUUCUCUCAUACAUGGUUACCACUAACUACCGAAUAUCCUCCAGAUCUUCACGGGUUAUUUUAUUCUAAUAUUGUGUUGAUGGGUGGAAACAGCAUGUUUGCCGGAUAUAAAGAAAGAGUUGAGAAAGAUCUUCGGGUGUUAGCUCCUUCAAUGUACGAUGUACGCGUUGGGAUGCCCGCAGAUCCAAUUUCUUACGCAUGGCACGGCGGCUCAAAAUUCGCCCGUACACCAGAGUACCGUGAAAAAUUGGUAACGCGACGCGAAUACUUAGAGUAUGGGAGUAACAUUUGUUUACGACGAUUUGGGAUGGGAGAGGAGAUUGCAGAAAUCGAUGAUUAA
Ambispora leptoticha is the source of this 5250-nucleotide messenger RNA. The record is from the annotation of a GenBank genome assembly. NCBI's taxonomy places the organism in Eukaryota, Fungi, Glomeromycota, Glomeromycetes, Archaeosporales, Ambisporaceae.